AUGGCCGAGAAAAAGAGAGAAAUAUGGAAUUGGCCUGUUCAGCUGGUUCGAUCGCAGUUAGAAUCGAUGCCGCUGUUCCCAGAGCGUAAUCGUUGCUUUGGACCCUUGAAUACCUGCCCACCGAAUGUUCGAAAGCUGCAUCAUUCCCGGGCGCAGUGUUUUAUAGCUUGA
Molecule: messenger RNA, 171 nt
Organism: Serpula lacrymans var. lacrymans S7.9
Lineage: Eukaryota; Fungi; Basidiomycota; Agaricomycetes; Boletales; Serpulaceae
Exons: 2
Coding region: 1-171 (56 amino acids)
Source: RefSeq, a predicted model, not a curated record